AUGUCAUUUAUAAUUAUAAUAAGACUAAGUUCUGCUAUUUGGAAUACUAUCAGUGAUUGUGAUGAAGUAUAUAAUUACUGGGAACCGGCACACUAUUUGGUGUAUAAUAAAGGUUUCCAGACAUGGGAAUAUUCACCAUUUUAUGCUAUAAGAUCUUAUUUUUACAUUAUACUACAUACUCUUCCUAUUAGACUAGUAAAUACAUUGGUAACAGAAAAUAAGAUCAUACAGUUUUAUGUGGUAAGAAUAGUAUUAGCUCUUGCCUGUUCUUCUUGUGAAAUAUAUUUUUAUAAGGGAGUUUCAAAGCAGUUUGGUAUUAAUACUAAUCGCAUUACUCAAUGGUUUUCAUUAUUUAGUGCGGGUAUGUUUGUAGCUACACCAGCCUUCUUACCAAGUAGUUUUUCUAUGUAUUUAACAUUUCUAUCUAUGGGUGCAUGGUUCAAUGGAAAUAUAAAGGUUGCAAUAUUAGCAACAGCAGCAAGUGCCAUAAUAGGAUGGCCAUUUGUUGGUGUUUUAGGGUUACCAAUAGCCUUAGAUAUUAUUAUAAGACAGAAGAAACUGUUGGUAUUUAUUGGAUGGAGUUUAAUCUCUUUAAUUGUGUUUUUAGUACCUAUGGUUAUUAUAGAUAGUCAGUAUUAUGGUAAAUUAGUUAUUGCUCCCCUCAACAUAGUUUUAUAUAAUGUUUUUAGUCCACAUGGUCCUGAUUUAUAUGGUGUUGAGCCUGUAUCUUACUAUGUUAUCAAUGGUUUUUUAAACUUUAACGUAGUAUUUCUAGCAGCAUUAGUUUCUCUUCCUGUUGUAGUAAGUAUACAUUUCAUCAUUUAUUAUUUUAUGAUACAAUUAAUAUCUGUUUCAGAAAUUCCUGUACCAUUAGCAUUAUCACCAAUGUAUUUAUGGCUAUUGAUUUUCUUUUCCACUCCUCAUAAGGAAGAAAGAUUUUUAUUUCCUAUUUACCCAUUCUUUGCUCUGGCUGGUGCUUUAUGUGUUGAUCAGAUACAGGUUAGACUUUUUCUUUCUAUAAGAUACAGUUCCUUGAGAUUAUACUGUUCAAUAUUUAGUAAAGGAUCUGGUAUGAAAUAUAGUGAAUAUUCUAAUUGGAUACCGUUAUCAAUCGGUUGUGUAUUUACAUUAUUAUCAGCAUUCCGUAUACUAGCAUUAUAUCAAGGUUAUCAUGGAUCUAUGGACAUCUAUAUGCAGUUAAAUCGUAUAUCUAAAGAUAACAAAAUACAUACAAUGUCUUUUAAUAAAGUAGUAAAUAUCUGUGUUGGUAAAGAAUGGUAUAGAUUCCCUAGCUCUUUCUUUCUACCAGAUAAGAAUUGGCAUUUACGAUUUUUAAAAUCUGAUUUUGGUGGUCAAUUACCAAAAGAAUAUGAUAGCAGUAUAAAUGGCACUAAAAUUAUACCUACUGAUAUGAAUGAUAUGAAUUUAGAAGAAGAAAGUAGAUAUUUUGAUGUUAAAAAGUGUCAUUAUAUAAUAGAUUUAGAUCUGUCAUCUGUUUCACCAGACCAUCAAUAUACAGGAUCAUAUCAUUGGAAAACAUUACUAUCUAUACCAUUUCUAGAUUCUACUAGAUCUCAUCGUUUCUUCCGAGCAUUUUACAUUCCUAACUUAUCACGGAAAUAUUGUACUUAUGUUGAUUAUAACUUACUACAGUUUACCAAACUAUCUAAACUAAGUCAUUAG
Molecule: messenger RNA, 1683 nt
Organism: Lottia gigantea (owl limpet)
Lineage: Eukaryota; Metazoa; Mollusca; Gastropoda; Lottiidae
Exons: 15
Coding region: 1-1683 (560 amino acids)
Biological process (GO): protein N-linked glycosylation
Cellular component (GO): endoplasmic reticulum membrane
Molecular function (GO): alpha-1,2-mannosyltransferase activity
Source: RefSeq, a predicted model, not a curated record